CGGCGUCACCGCUGCGCGCGGGCGCGCCCGUGGCGUCACCCUCCGGCAUGGCGGCUCGGCGGGCGCUGCACUUCGUCUUCAAAGUGGGCGAUCGCGGCCGGACUGCGCGGUUCUACCGGGAGCUGCUGGGCAUGAGCGUGCUGAGGCACGAGGAGUUCGAGGAGGGCUGCAAAGCCAGCUGCAACGGCCCUUAUGACGGAAAAUGGAGCAAAACAAUGGUGGGCUAUGGGCCAGAAGAUGAUCACUUUGUCGCAGAAUUGACUUACAAUUACGGUAUUGGAGAAUAUCGCCUGGGCAAUGACUUUCUGGGCAUAACACUUGUGUCCAGCCAAGCUGUCAACAAUGCUAAGAAGAUGGGGUGGCCCCUCAAAGAAGUCACGACUGGUAUUUUUGAAGCUGAAGCCCCAGGGGGUUAUAAAUUCUACUUGGAAGACAAAGAACAGCUCAAGCAAGAUCCUGUGCUAAAGGUAACCCUCGGUGUCUCCGAUCUGCAGAAGUCUGUUAACUACUGGUCUGAUUUGCUCGGGAUGAAAAUAUAUGAGAAGGAUGAGGAGAAACAAAGGGCUUUGCUAGGCUAUGCAGAUAACCAGUGUAAGCUGGAGUUGAAGAGUGUUGGAGGAGUGGUGGAUCACGGGACAGCGUUUGGGCGGAUUGCCUUCUCCUGUGCAAAGGAAGAGUUGCCAAACAUUGAAGCACUGAUGAAAAAAGAGAAUCAGAAAAUUUUAACGCCUCUGGUUAGCUUGGACACACCUGGCAAAGCCACAGUGCAAGUGAUUAUUUUGGCUGAUCCUGAUGGCCAUGAAAUCUGUUUUGUGGGAGAUGAAGCAUUUAGAGAUCUGUCCAAGGUGGACCCUAAUGGUGACAAGUUGUUAGACGAUGCCAUGGCAGAAGACAACAGCGACAAAUGGUUUGCUGCACAGAAAAUGAAGAAGGCUUCAGCUUAGCUGGAGAAAAGGACUGGACUGCUCCUUCCUGCCUUGGUUUUCAUCUGAGAAAAAUGCUAAUCCUAUGUAACGUGUUGCGUUACCUCUUCCAGUAAGAGGGUGCCAUGAUGUCCCAUGCUUGUUGGUUUCUUUGAUUUAAGCUUGUGUCUCUUACUGCUGCUCUCUCCUUCCAGGCAAAUGGCAUGUUCCCCUUAAAACAGAAAACAGUUAAGCUAGGCAGUAAGGAGCAGGGUGAGCACGUGGCUUCAAAACCGGGGGUCACCAGUUAAGAGGCAAACAGCACAUUUCUGUGCUGUUGCUAUACUUGAAAAAAGAGGUUGCUGGAUUUGUUACAGUAUCUAGUUCUCUAACUGGCUUUAGCCAUCCUGGAUUUGCAGCUUAGAGAAGAGGUUUUUGGGUAGCUGUGAGUGCAGCAGGUACCCCGCUUCAGCGGAAAUGUGUCAGCUGAAGGCGGGGGGCUGUGUAUGUGGAACUUGAGCAGUUCAGCUGUCGUAGCGAAUGCCUGAUUAUUGGGAACAGAGAAAUUAUCUCGCUAAAGCACUUGAAUAUUCUUGUCUGGAACAAACCCCGUUUUCAUUCCAAGGUGUUUCCCCAGUUUUUGAGGUGAAAUGUCCCCCCUUGGAAGCCGUGGUGCAUUUCUCACUAGGGUCACCUCAUUGACAUGGUGGUUUCCUGCCUUCCCCAUUGCAGGUGGGACCGGGGCCGUGCCGCAGGGUGCGGAGCAGCGCUGCACUGCCUGCUGAGGUGCUGGGCAGGAACUUAAAAUAAGUGUAUCAUGGUUUGCAAUUAGCUUUUGAUGAGAAAUUGCCUUUGGAAGUAAUGGUUCAGGGUUUAUUCUGUCGGAAUGAAGUUGCUCUGCUUUUGCUAGUGGAAUAAUGGCUGGGAAUACAGGGAGUAAUUACCGAUGUUGUCCGUGUCAGGCACGCUGUCUGGUUUGUAAUCUUUCUUGAUGUAAAACUUUCACAGAGAAAAGUAGGCAAAAUCGGUAGUGUUGGCAGCCGCUGAGGCCUGUUGGUGCUUGUAGUGAAUAUUCUGAGAAUAAACUGGAAAAAUUCCUCACUCCGA
Falco peregrinus (peregrine falcon) is the source of this 2009-nucleotide messenger RNA. RefSeq names its product glyoxalase domain containing 4 (gene GLOD4). Lineage: Eukaryota; Metazoa; Chordata; Aves; Falconiformes; Falconidae. The record is from RefSeq and is a predicted model, not a curated record. The coding region runs from base 48 to 944 and encodes 298 amino acids. The transcript is spliced from 9 exons.